CGAAGAGACGGGAGUGAUGGAUAGCCUGCUAGAGGCCCUGCAAUCCGGAGCUGCUUUCCGAGACCGCAGAAAACGGACUCCAAGGCCUAAAGAUGUACAGGACAAUUUCAGUUCACCGUCAGAGAGGUCUAUUCUAAAGGCUUGUAACCAUGAGAACCAAAAGCCACAAUUUGAGAGAUCACGUUCACGACCAAAUCUCCACUCUAAUGCAGCAAGAGCUCCAGUUGCUAAGGAACUCAGUUAUGAGUUGGAAUCUCUUUCGUCAACAGUAAAAAGCAAGGUUUCAGCUAGGAAAGAAGUGUGCAGUUCAGAAGGUCACAAAGAAAAAGGGCAAGGCCAUAGCUCUGCAGCCAAAGCAGAGUCUAUUCCUGAAGUGGAAGCUCUCCUUGCAAGAUUGCGUGCUCUAUGAUUUCAAAAGAGUGUUCCAUGUUGAUUUAAUCAAAAGGUUUUGUCAAAAACAAGAUGUAAUUUAAACCUCCAGCAAGUAAAAUCUGUGUCUCUGGCUACACUGCUAUGAAUUAAUUUUGUAUUUACUCGCUGCUAUAUUUGUAGCUACAAUCUUAA
This is a messenger RNA of Nanorana parkeri, 564 nucleotides long. RefSeq names its product protein diaphanous homolog 3-like. NCBI's taxonomy places the organism in Eukaryota, Metazoa, Chordata, Amphibia, Anura, Dicroglossidae. The transcript has 3 exons. Bases 17 to 409 code for a protein of 130 amino acids. The record is from RefSeq and is a predicted model, not a curated record.